Effrenium voratum is the source of this 887-nucleotide messenger RNA. The record is from the annotation of a GenBank genome assembly. Lineage: Eukaryota; Dinophyceae; Suessiales; Symbiodiniaceae.
GGCUCAGAUUCCAUUUUAAGAAAGUGGACAUGGCGAGCGGAAGGCCCCAUGGUCUCGGGAAGUUUCGGCGCUGGCUGCUGGUGAUCGCUCUUGGCGGCGUGGCCUUCCUCAGGCCCCGGCGCUGGGUCCUCAGCGGCGCCCUGCUGGGUCCUCAGCUCGCGCGCGCGGCCGCGGCACCCAAAGACCAGGUGGCCGCGGCCAUGCGGAAGCUGGACGAGCUGGCGGACCCCGACAACUUCAAGAAGAUUGCGGUUGGGGGAGGCGACAACAUCAGGCGAGAGGUUGGCACGGUGGGCAUGAGCUCGCCGCUCUUCGACGUGGACAAAGCAUUCAAGGCCUUGGCCGAAGAGGCCGGCGACCCAGAGGCCUAUGUGGAGACCUUGGAGCGUUUCAGCAAGGCGCUUCAAAACGCAGAUUCUGACGCCUAUUCCAGCAUCUUCUCGAUGAAUUCCGCCGCAGCCACAAAUCCGCAGGUGUACAUCGACAACUCUUACAAGGAGGUGCUGGACGCCCAGCGGAGCGCCCGGGAGCUUCUGGCCAUGCUGAAGAUGAGCUGAGCGAAUGAGCGACGAUGUCGAUCCGGCGAACCGCUGAUGUGCAGCGGUUUGGGUGGAACGGAGAGGUUGAAAUGCAAGCGCCACGCUUCAGGGAAUUCUUGCCAUUUGCAGAUGCGGCCAGCCCAUGGCCGCUGGCCUUAAUUAUUUUCUGCCAACCUAGAGAUUGGCACUGCAUUCAGGAACCCCAAACGGAAUUUAAUGCUUUGGCCUCUGCUUGUAGCAAAUGCAGAGCUAAACUUAGAUACUAGUACAGAUCGAGGAGCAUGUUGCCCGCCUGUCGCGCCAACUCAUUUGCAGUUGGGCCUGGACGCAAGUGUGGCAUGGUGAGCA